Melitaea cinxia (Glanville fritillary) is the source of this 1398-nucleotide messenger RNA. RefSeq names its product thioredoxin domain-containing protein 5 homolog. The record is from RefSeq and is a predicted model, not a curated record. The transcript is spliced from 8 exons. Gene Ontology annotation, molecular function: protein disulfide isomerase activity. Gene Ontology annotation, biological process: protein folding. Bases 155 to 1360 code for a protein of 401 amino acids. Gene Ontology annotation, cellular component: endoplasmic reticulum. Lineage: Eukaryota; Metazoa; Arthropoda; Insecta; Lepidoptera; Nymphalidae.
GUCAAAAAUUGUGUCAAAAUCAGGUGUUCUAUCAUCCAAACACCGUAUUGAUGUGUAAAAAGUAUAGGUAACUUUCGAUGAUAAUGAUUAUAAGACCUAUUAUUUAGUAAAAUAAACAAAUAUUUAAGAACACGUAGAUUAAAUAUAUCUAACGAUGUACCCUCGUGCCUUCUUGUGUUUCCUUUGCUUAUUUUUAUCGCAUUAUGUUGCACCAGAAGAAAACCCUGUUUAUGAAUAUGGACCUGAUAAUUUUAAACAACAAAUAGAAGAAAUGGAUGGAAACUUUAUUAUGUUUUAUGCUCCAUGGUGCCGUCAUUGUACAGAUUUUCAUCCAAUUUGGUCAGAAUUAGGAGACCUCGUAAACGGAAAGGAGUCGAAUUUCGCAAUAGCUCAAGUAGACUGUACAGUACAUUCGAAAUUGUGUCAAGAGAAUGAAAUUACAGGAUAUCCAACAUUAUUGUAUUUCCAUAAGAACUCAUUUUCACCUGUUGAAUACAAAGGUACGCGGGACCUGCCUUCAUUAACUCUCUUCUUGAGUGAAGUUUUUACUAUGAAAUCUGAGGGUUUGGAAGCCGAAAAACCUUCAUCGGAAGUAAAAAUAUACAGUGGUAUGGCUUAUUUAAAUGAUCACAAUAUUGAAAAGUUCAUAUCGAAAGGACAACAUUUCAUCAUGUUUUACGCUCCGUGGUGCAAAGCAUCUCAGAGUUUAGCUCCAAAAUGGGCAGAGUUAGCUGUCCAGUAUGCCCACAAUGAUUACAUACAAAUAGGACGAGUGAACUGCAUGGAAAAUGAGAUGACAUGCAAAAACUUUGACAUAAAACAAUAUCCAUUCUUGCUCUGGAUUGUCAAUGGAAGAAUAAUGGGUAGAGCUGAAGACUAUACAUUUGAGGCACUCAAAGCCUUUGUAGAAAAAAUGUUGCUAACUGAGAACCAUGAUCCCGAUAAGUUUAUGAAGAAGAAGAAAGCCUUUCCUGUUGCCAGAAUAUCAGAAGAGACAUUUGAAACCUUUUUGGAGAAAGAUUUAGUUUUUAUUAAUUACUUUGCUCCUUGGUGUGCACAUUGUAUGCAGUUGAACCCACUCUGGAUAAAAUUGGGUGAAAAAUUCCAAAAUGAAAGUCGUGUUUUGAUAGCUGAUAUCGAUUGCGUUAGAUCCAAAGCAAUAUGUGAUACGGAAAAGAUAAAUGGUCUGCCCACAUUAAUUCUUUAUAAAAAUAAAAAAGUAGUUAAUGUAGAUUACGGAGCAAGGCCAUUGGAAAGCCUCAUAUCAUUAGUCAAUGAACACCUUGAAGAUUUUACGACAAAACCGUCUCCAGAAGAAAAUGUUACACAAGAAUCGACACCCCCCAAAGAUGAAUUGUAAAUUAUUUGUACUAAGAGCAAUAAAUUAUUUUAAUUAUU